Brachypodium distachyon (stiff brome) is the source of this 3563-nucleotide messenger RNA. RefSeq names its product transcription factor PIF5. Bases 721 to 1977 code for a protein of 418 amino acids. The record is from RefSeq and is a predicted model, not a curated record. Gene Ontology annotation, molecular function: protein dimerization activity. The transcript is spliced from 9 exons. NCBI's taxonomy places the organism in Eukaryota, Viridiplantae, Streptophyta, Magnoliopsida, Poales, Poaceae. Gene Ontology annotation, cellular component: nucleus.
AAUCCAAUGAUGCAAUGCAACGCCAAGGAGAUCCGACAAGGACGCAGAGCACCGGGAGAUAGGCUGCAAAAAACCGCGGCACCAAGUUCCCUCGUUAUCCCUCUCGCCCAGGGAGGAAAAAUCCAAGCGAAAUCGCCCACGGGUCCCGUCCCCUCUUCUGUCUCACACUACACGCACCUGUAGUCUGUAGUAGCCUGCCUGGGAGUCUGGCGCUGCCUUCGCCUUUGCGGUGUGGAAGAAGAAGACUUGUCAUUUCUCAUGAUCUCGUCCUCAUCUCAGCAGCAGCACAGGGAUUUUGCCUUGCUUUUUCAUCGACUGCAAUAAACAGUAGCACAAGACUAUCUACAAGGUUUCUCGUUUCCGUUCCCCGUCGGCUGUGGCUGUAUCUUCUGGAGCUAGAAGAAGAAGAGCUACAGUGCCGCAGGGUAGCUUUGCGCCGGCUUUGCGGAGCAGAGCUUGGCUUGGCGUUUCGUUUCGCCCCCUUUCUGUUCCAGGUUUGCUUUUGCGGGCUCUUUCUUGGGUGGCUUCGCUAGCUUUUUUUGGGGGCCCCUUUUACUUGCUUCCAUGGCAAAGUUUGCUGUUUUUGGUUAGGCUCGCUGCUGUUCUUGUUGCUUCUAGUUCCCCCCCCAGCAAUUUGUGAGACUAGGAACUAGUGCUGUUCGUCUCCCUUGCAGCUAGUGGAUUUUUCUUUUCUUUUCUCCGGGGCCAAAGAAUCGUGGGAUGGACAGCAAUGCGAGAUCGGCGGCGAGUCAGAAGAAGCCCAUCGUCAUGGACACCACCGACCUCGUCGAGCUGCUCUGGCACAACGGGGGCGUCGUCGCGCACUCCCAGAGACCGGCGGCGCCGAACCCCUCCGCCGCCGCCGCCGCCGACCACGGGGGCCAGAGCACCAGCGGGCUCACCGGGGAGGAGACCGCCGCAUGGUUCCCGGACGCCGCCCUCGAGGACGACGACAUGUAUGCGCAGCUCUGGCACAGCGUCACGACUGCCCCGGACGGCGGCGGGCUCCCGGCGGGGCCUAGCUCUCGCCCCCCGCCGGGGGACUUGGCGCACCAGACGGCGGCGGCGGCGAGGCCGCCGAUGAGCUCGAGCUGGACCGGCGACCUCUGCUCGACCUUCUGCGGCAGCAACCAGGGCCCCGUGGUGCCGGCGGGGGGCGGGGAGGGGAGCGCGGCAUUGCCGUCCGAGGGGACGCGCGGGACGAGCACGCGCGAUGGCGCCGGCACUUUUACCGGCACCUCCUCCUCCGGUGGAUCCGGGAGCAACUUCGGGGCCUCCGGCUUGCCGAGCGAGAGCACCCAUGGUGGUCACAAGAGGAAGGGGAGGGGCAGAGACGACUCGGAUAGCCGCAGUGAGGAUGCCGAGUUUGAGGCGACUGAGGAGACCAAGUCGUCGAGGCGGCAUGGGUCCAAGCGGAGGAGUAGGGCAGCUGAAGUUCAUAACCAGUCAGAGAGGAGAAGGAGGGACCGGAUCAACGAAAAGAUGCGCUCACUACAAGAACUCAUACCCCAUUGCAACAAGGCCGAUAAAGCAUCGAUAUUAGAUGAGGCAAUUGAGUACUUGAAGUCCCUCCAAAUGCAACUUCAGAUUAUGUGGAUGACUACCGGAAUGGCACCAAUGAUGUUUCCUGGUGCUCACCAAUUCAUGCCACCAAUGGCUAUGGGCAUGAAUUCUGCAUGCAUGCCUGCGGCACAGGGUCUAAAUCAGAUGUCAAGAGUGCCAUUCAUCAACCAUUCCUUGCCAAAUCACAUCCCUAUGAAUUCAUCUCCAGCAAUGAACCCUAUGUAUGUUGCAAACCAGAUGCAAAACAUUCAUCUGAGGGAGGCAAGUAAUCACUUCCAAGUGGCGCCUCAGGUAACAGGGCCAUAUGCUUAUGCGUCACAAGUAGCACAACAAAACCAGAUCCCGGAAGUACCAGAUAGUACUGUUGUGCCAACUUCUGGGGCCGGACAACCACCUACCUCUGAUGGAAUUUAGAAUGACCAUAAUCUUGUGAGACGUUGUACUAAUCUUCACAUGUUUCCGUUUUCUUGAGGAAAUUGAUGAUAUGGCCAGAUAACUUGAGCUGCAUAUCAGCAUAUCUGUACUGAAUUAUCAGCAUUCAGCAAUUUUGCAAUCAUUCUUUGACAGAUUAAGCUUUUGGGAAACUUACCAAUUUAGGUCUAUAAUUUCUUACUUUGCAUAUGAAACCAGAGCUGCAUAACAUUUCAAAUUUUGUCGAAGGAUGACUCUGGAUUUUGUACUGAUGAGGCCGUCCUCUUUCAGCUCAACCUUUUUCAUGAAAGCUGACCAGUUGUUUUCAUCUGAUCUGUCAUCUGAUGGACUAGUUGUUGAUGCCAGUUCUUCCUGCUUUGACAUAUUUUUAGCACUGUCGAUGAAUUUUAACGGUUGAACGUCCAUUUCGUCAUUAGUGAAGAUGUGGAUAACUUCAGAAUUCAGAACCAAUUGGUUUAACCAUCCCUUUCUCGAUAUUUACAGGGUAUGGACUACAACGUUGACCUGCACAAGGGCCGUCUUUCAGGAACUUGCUGAAAAUACCUAACAUGAAGCUGAUAGCAUCCAUAUUGCUGCUAUAUGUCUCGAUCAAUAUGCGUCUGAUAUAAAUGCUAGAAGUAUUUGUAAAUGCAGAUAGAAUUUCUCUCUCCCAGAGAUAUUAAGUUGCUAACUCCAGUUCCCUCUGUAUGUACUAACUAAUCAUAACAUUAUUCAGUUGGCAGUCAUUUUAACAAAAAGUACUAUGGCAACCUUUACCCUCCCUUUUGUUUUGUUAUCGUCUGUGAAAUGUCUGGUUUAUUCAAGAGAAGGAAAAUAGGGGUUUAAACGCCUGUUGUCAAAUGACCAACAUCCAACCAACCAGAUCCAACAGGAAGGAACAAAAGAAGUCAAAACAACAUUUCCUGCUGAAGCUGAUUGGACAACAAACAGCAGUGUUCUUCAAACCCAAAGUACAGACAUAUGAAGAUUGCCAUUUUUGAUUUGGCCUACAGGGGAAGAACUUGUCAGGCCAUCACGCUGUCUGUUUCAUCGUGUCAGUGUGCUGCGCAUCGACAAAGUUUUUGGCAUCGUUCCUCUUGUGGCUCGCAGCAGCCGGAGCUGAAGCCUGGAAAUUAUGUGUGGAGCCCUGCGCUUGCAAAUGCCAGCCUCUCUCUCUCUCUCAGUUUCAGGAUUAUACGCUGUAUGUCGCUCGCCUUCGUCAAAGCUUAGCCGGAGGAACACUGCCAGGGCGCUGCUGUUUCUCAACAGCGAUGUCCAUGUUCUAGUUGUACCCUGUUGUAUAUGCCCUGCAUUGCCGGAACAUCUACAGUAGAAGUGAUGUGCAUAUCUCGUUCUUCCCUAAGGGCUAAUUGAGAGCGAUUGAUGCUCAUGUCUGCAUCCUGUUUUUACUAGCGGUCGGCUUCGGAUAGAGUCUAUGAGCACUGGAAUCCGGGACCAUAUCCUGUUUGGUGUUGAAAAGGCUAGGGAUCCUUUUAAUUUUUCUUUUGUUGUAGUGGAAUAUAUAUCUGCUCAUGCCCGAAAGAAAAGCUGACAACCUGCAACGAAAAUAAUUGAGCAGUUUGAUGUAA